AUGGACCGGGGGUUGUGGGUUCCUGCUGCAGGGCUGCUGACCUUGCUAUGCUGCACUCUGGGGCUCGUUCAGGGGGAGAAGGUGCUGGUCAUGCCUGUGGACGGGAGCCACUGGCUCAGCAUGAAGCUUCUGGUCAAGGAGCUCUCCCGUAGGGGCCACGAGAUGGUCGUCUUGGUGCCAGAAACCAGCCUUGUGAUCCAGGGUUCAGACACCUUCAGAACCGAGGUCUUCCAAGUGCCCCACAAGAAGGUUGAGCUGUUGGCGGUCAUAGACCGCCUGAAGGACGACGGGUUCUCCAGGAGACCACAGCUCACUGACAUUUUCACUAGUGUGAAGCAGAUGGUGAACGCCACCUAUAUUCAGGUGAAAGCAUGCGAGAGCCUGCUCUACAACCAGCCCCUCAUGGAGAGACUACGGGGGGAAGGGUUCCAGCUCAUGCUCACAGACCCUUUCCUCCCCUGUGGCUCCAUCCUGGCCAAAACCUUCUCUAUGUUAAAUAAACACAUGUAA
Messenger RNA from Osmerus eperlanus (European smelt), 510 nucleotides. Its product is annotated as UDP-glucuronosyltransferase 1-2-like. The coding region runs from base 1 to 510 and encodes 169 amino acids. Gene Ontology annotation, molecular function: UDP-glycosyltransferase activity. The transcript has a single exon. The record is from RefSeq and is a predicted model, not a curated record. NCBI's taxonomy places the organism in Eukaryota, Metazoa, Chordata, Actinopteri, Osmeriformes, Osmeridae.